CCAGUUCCGAAAUCACACUCAGCCACCCCCACCGCCACCAUGUCUGACGUCAACGCCCUCGUGAUCGAACCCUUGAAGCAGUUCGCCAAGAACAGCGUCCACUUAGUCAAGAAGUGCACCAAGCCGGACCGCAAAGAAUUUGCCCGCAUUGCCGGUGCCACCGGGGUUGGCUUCCUCCUCAUGGGCUUCAUUGGGUUCUUCGUCAAGUUGGUCCACAUCCCCAUCAACAACAUCCUUGUCGGCGGCGGCAGUGCCUAAACGCUAUUCGUGUCCACCGUCUCCGUGCAUGUUGUCGCAACGAGAGGCACCGGACCACGUUUAGAACCCUUGUUAGAGUAAGGAGAUAGUUUAUUAGUAUGAGUCUCAAUAUCAAAUGACAUUCCACCAUGA
Molecule: messenger RNA, 390 nt
Organism: Aphanomyces astaci
Lineage: Eukaryota; Oomycota; Saprolegniomycetes; Saprolegniales; Verrucalvaceae
Product: protein transporter Sec61 subunit gamma
Exons: 2
Coding region: 40-258 (72 amino acids)
Biological process (GO): protein targeting; post-translational protein targeting to membrane, translocation
Cellular component (GO): Ssh1 translocon complex; membrane
Molecular function (GO): transmembrane protein transporter activity
Source: RefSeq, a predicted model, not a curated record